AUGAACGACAAGUCGGAACAAUUGACGGUUGUUGUUCAUGUCGAGGUUGAUGUGCAGCAGCAUUCUGAUCAUGGCUUUCCGAGUGACCAUAUCCCCGGGUGUGAUGCCUCAUGCGAACGCUGCAUGUGCGCAGACGCAAUGGCAGCCUGUCAAUCGCGACAGAUGGGACGAGGUGUCUGUACCAGUGUUGUCUGCCAGUGGACUCGGGGCCAGUGCUUCAGCGGUUCUGAUGCCUGUGCUGGGUGCUGGGACAGGGCGCUGGACGACGGGCGCUGGCCGCUGGGCACUACAUGUGCCAGGUCUUGGAAGCGGAAAUCGCACGGCCCCACGGCGACCGUCACCCUCAUCGCUCCUCCGGCCCGUCAUGGUCCGGGCGUCAUGGCUGGGCUAUCCCAGCCAUGA
Verticillium alfalfae VaMs.102 is the source of this 402-nucleotide messenger RNA. RefSeq lists its product with no specific name. The record is from RefSeq and is a predicted model, not a curated record. Lineage: Eukaryota; Fungi; Ascomycota; Sordariomycetes; Glomerellales; Plectosphaerellaceae. The transcript has 2 exons. Bases 1 to 402 code for a protein of 133 amino acids.